GAACCAACUGAUCUUCCUCACAGAUCUCCUCUUUCAUGUUAUUAUCACCUCGAGUAAUUUUGCUCAUUCUUCUAAUCUCUUAUGUCCAUGCGUACCAAGCACCAUUUGAUUCGGACACUCCAAUUCCGUGUGAGCAUAUAUACAACCAUCCGGAUCAAUGCAGCUUUGUUAAACAGAAUUGCCAAGAAUACAGCACUGGAAUAGUCGAUUACCUGACCUUGUACUAUUGUUCUGGGCCCUAUAAACCGCUUAUUCUAAUUGCUCUGUUUUCCUUUCUCGCAUACUUGUUUGCCGCAAUCGGUGUAGUAGCUUCGGAUUUCUUCUGCCCCAAUCUGCAGACGAUCGCCUCCUCAUUGCAUUUAUCGGAGAGCUUGGCUGGAGUCACGUUCUUAGCAUUCGGAAAUGCAAGCCCAGAUUUGUUUACCACCUUCAGCGCUCUAAACUCUGGAUCAGGAUCGCUGGCAGUUGGUGAGCUCGUUGGAGCCGCCUUCUUUAUUGUGACAGUGGUUGCUGGCGGAAUGGCAAUAAUCCAACCAUUUCGAGCAAAACGUGUGGUGAUCCUUCGGGAUGUCACUUUUUUUACAGGAGCCGUCGCCAUCGUGGGUUGGAUUGUUUAUGACCAAAAGAUAUAUCUCUAUGAAGCAGUCGGCUUGAUCUUAUACUACGCAUUGUAUGUUGUAGUAGUUGUGGGCUCAAUAUGGUGGAAAAACAGGCGCAGACCCAAGGUUGUUAUUCAACCGGCUGAUGAGGCACCAGUCAGCCCACUCGUCGCUACAGAAAAUACACCCUUAAUCUCGAAAGAUUCUAUCAUCCCCACAACAGUUCAAAUAAGAAAAGCACCCAAGGUUGUUGUGUUUGAACCACCUCACGACCAAGAAGAUGUGGAUGACAGCGAGGAGGAAGAAGCCAGAGAACACGUUGGCCACCUUGGCCACAUUAUAAGACCAGUAUCACCGAAAAUGAUGCGUAGAAUAUCUCUGCGUAUCGAUACCAAUAACCUUCCUACAUCCGAUGGUUUACAUGCACCCGUCUCCUCCAAAUCAUAUCGUCCACCUUUAACGCCCCGUGUCGGUAUUCGACCAUCCAUUUUUGGUGCCAUCGAGUUUCGCAAUGCUUUAAAUGCUGCUCAGCAUGCAAAUAUGCAACUCAAGAACGAUUUGUUGGAAAGCAGGCACCGACGCAAUCAAUCCAUGCCAAGCUAUAUGUUUCCAGUACGAAGUGCAACAUCGCCUUCCGAUCUGGAAUCACAGACAUCUCAGUCGUCUGCCCAAAAACGAGCUAAUAAGCAUAAGCGGCCGUCGGAUCUUGCUGAUAUGGUCAUUUCGUCACAAGAGCAUAACCUGUCGCCUUCGUCAGAGGAAAGUAUAGGGGUAGCGGAAGACUACUUUGGUUCUGCCAAUCGAUUGACAUCACAUCAUCAAAAAAGCUCCCCACCAACUCAAUUCACGUCCCACAGCAACCACCUCAUCGACUCGCCCACAUACGGUCUAACACCUCCGCACAGAACAGAGGAUGGCAAUUUGCUACAUGCUAGUCCUCCUCACUCUCCGUCACUUGGACUUCAAAUUUCUACUGAUAAUCUGGCACCUGGAUAUUCUGCUCGCCCACCCGCCACAAGUCGUUCAGCAUCAGCUAUGUCCACGCGCAGUUCACCUUCCAUACGUUCAGUAAUGUCUGAGAUAACAGCUCAAGAAGAGCGCUCAAGCUUCCUGGCGAACACGAAAUGUGCCAAGAAAAUCAUUUUUUGCUGGCGCUCAUUUGAGAAAAGGCAUCAAGGAUUCUGCGAGAUCUUGUCUGAAGUUUGGCGAACACUAUUUCCAACAAUGCAAAAUUGGAAUACAAAGUCGAUCACAAAUAUUGCUAGCUCGAUUCUGGCCAUUCCAAUCGUCUUUCUAUUGGAAAUCACGUUACCUGUGGUCGAGGAUGACACAUUGCGAGUCGAUGAUAUGGUAAUAUCAGUAAAGACAGAUGACGAUCAGAGCUCAGAUACGCUUGGUGUAGAUGCCAAUGAAUUCAUGGAGGAUGUCAAUGAACUAGACGACCCCUUCGAGGAAACUGUAGAUCAGAAGUGGUUAAAGUGGCAGGUUGUUCUACAGUCAAUAUGCGCCCCGACAUUUGUUUCAUUGUCACUGUAUAUUAACGACGUCGUAGCUCUUAACGAUAUCAUGUACGGAGUCAUGGUUGGCGUUUGCUUAGCUCUCACAGUGAAUGCGUCUACCAAAAGCCAUAGUGCUCCACCGUGGAUCAAUUCUCUGGCAUUUGCUGGGUUUGUUGUUUCACUCAACUGGAUUUAUACUGUUGCAAAUGAGGUGGUUGGCCUUCUACAGGCUCUUGGUCUCAUUUUAGAUAUUAGUGGGGCAAUCCUGGGACUGACAGUGUUUGCAAUGGGCAACAGCCUUGGCGAUCUAGUUGCCAACAUAUCAAUGGCAAAGAUGGGUCUUCCUAACAUGGCGAUUAGUGCGUGCUAUGCAGGUCCCUUGCUGAACUUGGUACUAGGUCUUGGAUGUGCUGCGACUUAUCGAGUAUGGGUUACUGGAGAAACCUAUGAGCUGGAACUUGCCCCUACUAUCAUAAUAUCUUCUAUUGGUUUAUUACUUGUCUUAAUGACCGCCAUUGUGGUCACUUACUUUAAUCAUUACAGAAUUGAUAAGUGGAUUGGGAUGAUGUGGAUCGGUAUAUACAUAAUCACAACUUCUUUCAGUAUUUUUAUGGAAGUACAGAAAGAGUAAAUGCAUCUCAAAAGAACUGGCUUUAUUAAGAGCAAUCCUCGGUGAAAUUUGUAUACCACCGUAUACUUUGUACAUAUUCAAAUUGAACCGCUUUAAUAAAGAUUAUAUAUAAUCUUGUUCUACA
Umbelopsis ramanniana AG is the source of this 2853-nucleotide messenger RNA. RefSeq lists its product as uncharacterized. NCBI's taxonomy places the organism in Eukaryota, Fungi, Mucoromycota, Umbelopsidomycetes, Umbelopsidales, Umbelopsidaceae. The transcript is spliced from 12 exons. Bases 36 to 2729 code for a protein of 897 amino acids. Gene Ontology annotation, cellular component: membrane. Gene Ontology annotation, biological process: intracellular calcium ion homeostasis; monoatomic cation transport; transmembrane transport. The record is from RefSeq and is a predicted model, not a curated record. Gene Ontology annotation, molecular function: monoatomic cation transmembrane transporter activity.